This is a messenger RNA of Sipha flava (yellow sugarcane aphid), 336 nucleotides long. RefSeq names its product inhibitor of apoptosis protein-like. Lineage: Eukaryota; Metazoa; Arthropoda; Insecta; Hemiptera; Aphididae. Gene Ontology annotation, biological process: regulation of cell cycle. The transcript has a single exon. Gene Ontology annotation, cellular component: nucleus; spindle microtubule; cytoplasm. The record is from RefSeq and is a predicted model, not a curated record. The annotation marks the transcript as partial.
AUGAACUUAUUAAAAUAUUCUAAAGAUUUUCCAUCAUUACUACAUUUAGUACGAAAUAAUCCAUACCCGGUAUACCCAGAAUAUUCUAGUUUUUUAUCAAGACUUAAAACAUAUGAAUCAUGGGCAUCAACUUUAUUGAAAGAUAAAUAUUCGCUUGCUGAAUGCAGUUUUAAGUAUACAGGAACACAAGAUAUGAUACAAUGCUUCUUUUGUGGUUUGAUUUUAAAAAAUUGGAUGCAAGGAAGUGGUGAUGCAUGGUUUGAACAUUCUAAGUCGAACCCAAAUUGUAUAUUUGUAAUAUUAUAUAAAGGAAAUCAGUUUAUAGAAAAUGUUAAA